AUGAUGCUAUUGAGUACUAGAUUGCGUGGGAUGAGGAUCUUGGUAAGAAGCCACAUUCGAUUUUACAGAAAAAGAAGGUUACCGGUCGGUGGUCAUAUUCCAUCAAUGCGGGUUCCAGGUGACCUACCCAGCAAGAACGAGAAGAUGUUCAAUUUGAACUCAAAAAGCCCUGAAGAAUUUGAAAAGAAUUUGAAAGCAAUAGGAUUUGAAGAAAUCGAAACAAAGGAGUCUAACCAGGAUCUACUAUUAAGCUAUUUGAAGUAUGCUAAUGCAGGAUUUAAAAAAAGUACAAAAAACUUGAGAAAGCUGCAGAAACAACUAAAUGGACAACAGUUGAACGAUGACUCAAAACUUAAGUUGUUUUUUGACUACUUGGUAGAAGAAAGUGAAUUAGAGAUACGAAGGCUAGAAACAAUGAGCAAAAAUGACUUAGAGACAAAAUACAGAACGUUUGAUUACAAAGAGGCAAUAAAUAAACCUAUUGAAUCAGAGGAACAAUUAGAAGAAAAAAUCAUGGCCGGAAUGUUCAAAUCUCCAGGUGACAGUGAGGGGACGUACCUCACAAAUACAGACUUCAUAUACCAUAUUUUGACUGAUUUGAAUAAUCGAAAUGACCCAAAAUUUCUGUCCAUAGAACAGUUGGUGGAAGCCUUUGAGUUGGCAAAACUGGUUCCUAUUGAAGGAAGGCGCAAAAGAGGAAUUUUCCUUGCAGGAAACUUAAUAUAUAAGUUGGGUAACGUUAGAAUGGACCCAGUAAACGAGUCAUUCUACAUUGACUCGUUGGUCAAUUACGGUUCAUACAAAAAAGCAUUCAAUCUUUUUGAAAGCAACAGAGAGAAAGUUGAUCAUCGAUGGUGGUAUGAAAUGGGUAUGAUGAUAGCACUAAGGGCGAACUAUUUACGAAAGUUUGAUAAACUGUUAAGCUUGGCCGAUGAUAAAUUCAAUAGCUUCCCAUACGUCAGUCCUAAAGUUCUAAAGGUAGCCAUUAAAAAAAAGCUGUUCCUCAGGGACUUCGAUAGUGCAAAUAAACUGACCGAAAGAUUUCUGAAUAUCAUAAAUAGGAUGGGCUGUAAGAAACAAAACGAAACAAUGAAAGAAACACAAAAAAUGAUAACUUUUCAAUCAAGUGGUAAAGCAGAAGAGUUCUUGAAUGAAAUGGAAAUCCCCACCGAUUAUGAUUUCAUUAAUGUAAUAGAAUAUCAUCUUUUCAGGAAAAAUUUCGAUACUGCAUUCAGGUUGAUGGCUCGCUACCUUGAAACUCCAGGUAUGGAUGAGCAAAAUCACAAGUUUUUAAUCAUUCGAAUGAAACUGAAUCUUUUAAAAAACUGCGACGAUUUAAAACGAAGUUUAGAGCCGCACUUUGCCUCUGGAAACCCAGAGAAACUUUUAGCUGCUCUGGAAACGUCAUUUAAUCAGGUUGUUAAAGAGCUAAACCUAGCGUCAGCUAACUCUGAGGUUUUUCUUUUUGAUGAUGUCAAUUCACUGGUUUCGAGUACCGCUUUGAGAAAUAUCAUUGAAGAUUUUGUCACAAAGGACACUGCAGAUAUUAAUAAAAAUGUUAAUAAAGAUCUUCUCUCCAAGAGACUUCACUGUCUUUUGAAAGUUUUAUUAGCCAGUGGAAAAGAGGCCGAGGCUUUAAAAGUUUUAUCAAAGAUGGAAGAAACUCAUUCACAAUCUGGAGACCUCAGAGAGAUCGUUGAAAAUAGUAUUUUUUCAGAGAGUAACGCUCACCACUACGCCCAAUUUGUUGAAUAUUACACAAUACUGACGAUGAAAUCAUUAAGAAAGAAACGUUAUCAAUAUACAGUAAAAGUUUCAGAUAUAUUGAAAAGGAUGGAUAGGUUAAAAGUUUCUCCCAAUGCAGUCUUAUUCACCAGGCUAUUGGUUUUUUAUCGAGAAACGAAUAACUUCGAUAGAUGCUUUGAGUUGAUAAAUAAUGUUUUGAAAGUCAAACAGUUGAAAGACUCUGUGCCAGAUGCAAACAGAACCAAUAUUUACGGUAGAAGAGAUAUCACUCGACCGCUCUAUAUUGAGAUUUGGAAAGUUUAUUCGAAAUAUUAUAAAAUUUUCACCAAGGAAUUGGGAAGGGUCGAAAAAAAGUCAAAUUACGUGGCCUGGAAGAUGAAUACUUCUAAUAUUAUUCAGCAAACCAAUAUUCAUCCAGAAUUCUCAAUUCGCAGUAUAUUUUUCAACAUGAUUCAAACCGAUAAUAUCUUGCCGGAUGCUAGGCUUUAUUAUAUUAUUUUACUGGCAUUCAUGAGGCGUCGCGAUUGGUCUGCCAUACCUUCCAUUUUGACUUCAAUGUCAAAAGUACAUGAUCUGGAAAUAUCUGAAAGCUUGGUAAAGUAUUUCAUGAAGGGAUUAGAGAGAGAAUUCAUCUUAUUAGAUGGCAAAAGGAGGGAAGAACAAGGCUUGAAGCCGGAAGAAGCAAAAUUGAAGUCACGAGAAUCACUUCUUGGAUUCAAGAAGUUGGGCCAAAUAGUAACUCCAGAACCGAAGCAGCCGGAAACCGCAAGAAAACUAUUGGAGCAAAUGCAGUUUUUGUUUCAGUCUACGGAUGCAAAUGCAUAUUCAACAGCAGAAGUAAAUGCUGCAAAGAAAGACAUGGGAUUAUCCAUCUCCUGA
Messenger RNA from Zygotorulaspora mrakii, 2625 nucleotides. RefSeq names its product Sov1p (gene SOV1). The transcript has a single exon. Lineage: Eukaryota; Fungi; Ascomycota; Saccharomycetes; Saccharomycetales; Saccharomycetaceae. Gene Ontology annotation, molecular function: protein binding. The record is from RefSeq and is a predicted model, not a curated record. The coding region runs from base 1 to 2625 and encodes 874 amino acids.